Messenger RNA from Nematocida homosporus, 777 nucleotides. RefSeq names its product small subunit ribosomal protein S2e. Lineage: Eukaryota; Fungi; Microsporidia. The transcript has a single exon. Gene Ontology annotation, biological process: translation. The record is from RefSeq and is a predicted model, not a curated record. Gene Ontology annotation, molecular function: RNA binding; structural constituent of ribosome. Gene Ontology annotation, cellular component: cytosolic small ribosomal subunit; ribosome. Bases 1 to 777 code for a protein of 258 amino acids.
AUGCCAUCUGCGCCCACAAGAACUGAAGCGCCUAAAAACGAUAACUCUAAUCGACCCCCACGUCAAGGAGGUCCUAGAAAGCCCAAGGAAGAGAAGAAAUGGGUCCCUAAAACUAGUGUUGGAAUUCUUGUUCAAAAAGGCAAGAUAACACUUAACGAUAUCUAUGCUAACAGUUUCAAAAUUCAAGAACCAGAGAUAAUCGACUUCUUAGUAGGCAGUAAGCUUAAGAAGGACGUACUUUGUACUAGUUCUAUUCAAAAACAGACCAAAGCCGGACAAAGACUUAGAAUGAAAGCAACUGUUAUUGUUGGUGAUGGAGAGAGGAGUAUUGGUAUUGGUAUUAAGUCAGCUAAGGAAGUCCGAUCGGCUAUUGAGAAGGCGACUGAGGAGGCUAAGUGCAAUAUGCAUCCGAUUGAUUUUGGGUGGUGGGACCGACAGGUAGGAGAAGCCCAUACGGUUAAGGUUAAAGGGUCUGGUAAGUGUGGUAGUGUUAAUAUUACUUUAACUCCUGCUCCUAAAGGUACUGGUAUUAUUGCUGCUAAUUUAUCUAAACGGAUAUUCCAGAUGGCGGGUAUCAAAGAUAUCUUUACUUCUUCAGCUGGUCGGACUUCAGCUAGUGAGAACUUUGCUAAAGCUACUAUUCAGGCCUUACAGAAGUGCAAUGGGUUUUAUACGCCUAGUAAUUGGGCUGAUCCUAAGCCUAUUCCUUCACCUCUUCAGGUUUAUGCUGAUUUGAUUGCUGAUUUCCAUAAGAAGACAUCGAUUGUCGCGCAAUAA